CGCUAUAAACAGGAAAUACAUCUUUCUCUUCCUCCUAAACUCCGGCGCCUCGUAACACGAGUGAACACCCUUUCUCGUUUUGGGAGAAAAAUAUUAAAAAGGAUACACUGGCAGUGGUCAAGUUUCGACAAUGAAACCCAUCUUACUGCAGGGCCACGAGAGGUCCAUCACCCAGAUCAAAUAUAACCGCGAAGGAGACCUGCUCUUCUCCGUCGCCAAAGACACAGUUGCUAAUGUGUGGUACUCGGUGAACGGGGAAAGACUUGGUACUUACAAUGGCCACACGGGGGCUGUGUGGUGCGUCGACUGUGACUGGGACACAAAGAAUGUGUUGACUGGAUCCGCAGACAACAGCUGUCGACUGUGGGACUGUGAGACUGGUAAGCAGCUGGCUCUGCUGCAGACCAGCUCUGCUGUCAGGACGUGUGGCUUCGACUUCAGCGGCAACAUCAUCAUGUUCUCCACAGACAAGCAGAUGGGCUACCAGUGCUUUCUCAACUACUUUGACCUGAGAGACCCCCAGCAGAUAGAGGACAACCAGCCCUACCUGACAGUUCCCUGCAGCGAGUCCAAGAUCACCAGCGCCGUGUGGGGACCGCUGGGGGAGUAUGUCAUCGCAGGACAUGAGAGCGGAGAGAUCAACCAGUUCAGUGCCAAGUCGGGGGAAGUCCUGAAGAAGGUGAAGGAGCACACCAAGCAGAUCAACGACAUCCAGACGUCUGUGGACCUCACCAUGGUCAUCACCGCCUCCAAGGACAACCAUGCCAAGCUGUUUGACUCCACAUCUCUGGAUCACAUAAAGACCUUCAAGACUGAGAGACCUGUGAACUCUGCUGCCAUCUCGCCCAUCAUGGACCACGUGGUGAUGGGAGGAGGACAGGAGGCGAUGGAGGUCACCACCACCUCCACCAGGAUUGGCAAGUUUGAAGCGAGGUUCUUCCACGCGGCCUAUGAGGAGGAGUUUGGCAGGGUCAAAGGUCACUUUGGGCCAAUCAACUGUGUAGCCUUCCACCCUGAUGGCAAAAGUUACAGCAGCGGGGGAGAGGAUGGAUACACAAGGAUUCACUACUUCGACCCACAUUACUUUGACUUUGAGCUGGAGGCUUGAGGAAAAAACUUCCCAUUCCAACAUCAACUCACCACCAGACCCAGUAACCCUGACAACCCAGGAGCCUCCCUGCUCUCCUCCUCUGAUCUAAACACAGAGCUGAACAGAACAUGAUGUCGUCACCUGCCCAGGUGUUCCAGAGCCUGGUUAGGGUUAGCCAGAGGAGCUGCAGGUGGACUGGCCCCAACACCAAGAUUCUCCUCUAGUGUCACUUUUCCUUGACAGCAUGAAAUAAAUAUUUUGUACUGAAUUUAAAUGACUCACAUAACUCAACACCCAAGGAUUAGUGUAUUUAAUCUGAAUAAAAUUGAAUUUGAAUUCA
This is a messenger RNA of Osmerus eperlanus (European smelt), 1430 nucleotides long. RefSeq names its product eukaryotic translation initiation factor 3, subunit I (gene eif3i). The record is from RefSeq and is a predicted model, not a curated record. Gene Ontology annotation, cellular component: eukaryotic translation initiation factor 3 complex, eIF3m; cytoplasm. Bases 131 to 1108 code for a protein of 325 amino acids. The transcript is spliced from 11 exons. Gene Ontology annotation, biological process: cytoplasmic translational initiation. Lineage: Eukaryota; Metazoa; Chordata; Actinopteri; Osmeriformes; Osmeridae. Gene Ontology annotation, molecular function: RNA binding; translation initiation factor activity; protein binding.